This is a messenger RNA of Cotesia congregata, 543 nucleotides long. The record is from the annotation of a GenBank genome assembly. Lineage: Eukaryota; Metazoa; Arthropoda; Insecta; Hymenoptera; Braconidae.
UUUUUUUUAGAUAAAAUGGAGAAGAUGAUAAUAGUUUACUUCUUCAAUGUUAACUUAAUUUUGAUGAGUCAAAGCGCUCCGGUGGUUACAGAGGAACAUAUAAAGUGGAGAGAGAAUACUCUGACACCUGUUUGGCUCCCGGCGGCACCAAUUAGAAAUGAUCAAUAUCCGGUUGAUUAUAAUUUAUUAAUGAAGCAUAAAAAUGAAGAUAAAAAUAAUUGGGAAAUCAGAUCAGUAUACGGAUCAUUACCAGAGAUUAAGUCAGCAUUACCACGACAAAUAGGAAAUAGGCCACCAAAGAAAGAUUCUAUUUUAUCUCGCAGCUGGGGCGCAGGAGGAUUACCUUUUUCUGUUCUUUAUAUGAACUCACGUGGGUCUAGAAUUCAACCCACUGCUGAUACGAAGACAACCACAAGGAAGCCUAUAGAGAACACCUCGACGGUAAAAAAUCGCGCAAAUAGCCGUAAUGGACCAGGACGAAGACAAUAUUCAAUUAUACCGCAAUUGUUAAUAUCCUACGGCUGGAGUCCAUUCGGAAAAUAG